AAAUAAAAUAAAAUAUGCAUGCCUAAAACGCGCCUCCGACACCUCUCCCUCUCUCUCUCUCUCGAUAACCGCCUCCGACGCCUCUCCCUCUCUAAAACGCGCUGGAAGAGACCACCGCCUCCGACGCUUAGGGUUUUGAUUUUGGGAUUGUUUUCAAAAAGCUUAGGGCUUUGUUUAUGCUUCUGUCACGAUCGCACUACCGCCACCACCGACCACACCACCACACUUCUUAGGUUAAGUUACAUAUGAAGCAGGCCGAGCCGUGAUAAGGCCCAGCCAGGCAGCCAGCCCAGGCCUGGUAGAUUGUGAAAGCGCGAACAUAUGAGAGUUGAGUUUUCAGUUGAAAUGGAUAGCGAUAUGGAAGAAUCUAUGCGAAAAAGACUCAGAAAAAACCCUUUCUCCGCCGAUUACUCUUCUCGCAAGAAUUUUAUGCAGGAUGAUAAUCGGUUGGAGAUUACACGAGCAAGAUUUGGAAGUUUGCUUAAAAGGCAUGGAAAUUUGGCAGAGCGUAUUUCUAGGGAUUCUGACAAGAUAAUAUUUGAGCGUCUUCAGAAAGAAUUUGAAGCUGCACGAGCUUCUCAAACUGAAGAGAUAUAUUUAGAUGGGGAACAGUGGAAUGAUGGUCUACUAGCUACGAUAAGAGAGCAGGUGCAUAUGGAGGCAGACAGAAAAGCAAUGUCUGGGGAUGCUGAUAUAUCAGCUGGACCUCAGGAAAGAAUUACUUACAAAACUGGAAACAAGGUAAUUUGCUGUUUGGAAGGGACAAGAAUUGGCAUACAGUAUGAGACAUCUUUUGCUGGUGAACAUUGUGAGUUUUACCACUGUGUGCUAGAGAGCAAGUCAUUUCUUCAAAGGAUGACUGUCCUUGAGCACACAGUGCCAUUUUUCUUGCCAAUACGCGAAACAGAAAAUGAACUCCUUUCAUCCAAUGCAAUGAAAUUCAUAGAUCACGUUGGAGAUCUACUGCAGGCAUACGUGGAUAGAAGGGAACAGGUCAGACUUAUAAAGGAACUUUAUGGAAAUCAAAUUGGAGAGCUGUAUCAUAGCCUUCCUUAUCACAUGAUCGAGUUUGUAUUGGAUGAUUUUGAUUGCAAAGUUACAGUCAGCCUUCGAUACACGGAUCUCAUUUCGGUGCUUCCAACUCGAAUUACAGUGCUAGCCUGGCCAAUGUCAAAGAAAAAUUCCACUGUAACUUUGAACCGGAUGGAAGAUGGAAUCUCAGGAAAUCAUCCUGCUCCAGUUCGAUUACCCUAUGCAGAAGAGGCCUUACGGACCAUGAGUCUACCAGAAGCUUAUGCAGAGAUUGUAUUAAAUCUUCCACAUGCGCUUCGGCAGAUGUACUACUAAAGAACUUAAAGCUCACCCUUUCAGCAGUCUGAAAGAUUCUCUUGUAAAUUAGUUAUAGGUUGAGGAUUCAUUUUUCUGUACUUGUCAUACGACAUAUCUUGUUAUUCCUUCAAUACCCUCUGGUGGUGGGCUGUAUAAUUUGUUGUACAACAGGGCUAGGUUGACUUUCAUUGACUAUUGAGACUUAAUUCAUCUCUCCUCCCCAAUCUAUAUACAUGUAAUUUGAUUA
Messenger RNA from Trifolium pratense (red clover), 1576 nucleotides. RefSeq lists its product as uncharacterized. The transcript has 15 exons. The record is from RefSeq and is a predicted model, not a curated record. The coding region runs from base 322 to 1347 and encodes 341 amino acids. Gene Ontology annotation, cellular component: kinetochore; Mis6-Sim4 complex. Lineage: Eukaryota; Viridiplantae; Streptophyta; Magnoliopsida; Fabales; Fabaceae.